AAGGAGUCUGAAUGGGAGGGGGGACUUGAAGCGGAGAGAGGGAGAAGAGGAGAGAGAGACAGAGUGCGCGCACGGCGAAAUAUGCAGCACCAGUGGCAAGGAAACACACCCGUCAGCGGCGCGCACAGGAAAAAAAAAGGAUAAGCGCGGACAAAGGAAACAUGGGCGCAUCCGAGACGUAUCCGUGCGCUUAUUUGGGAUUGACAAUUAGGCCAUUGUGCACAUAAAUGGAAAACCAAUUAGGUGACUUUAAUGCUGAAGUGGGAGGCAAGAUAUUGCAAACUGAAAAGGCGGAGUGCUGUUUUUAAUCCGUCUGCGGAUCCUGUGAUCUUGCGAUGGCUUUUGCAGGGAUAUGUGAUUGCCUAGACAAAAAAGUGCCUCUUUCUUUUUUGGUAUGUUUAUUAUUUUGUGGCCUUGCUUUUGGACAAAUACGAUAUUCCGUGCCAGAGGAAUCGGAAAGUGGAACGAUUGUAGGUGAUAUUGCACAGGAUUUGGGUUUGGAUAUUCGCAGGCUCUCCACCCGAAAAAUUAAGGUAACCUCUAACGGCGGCAAACGGUAUGUGGACCACAAGAAUGGAAAGCUGUUAAUAAAUGAGAGAAUUGACAGAGAAGCGCUGUGUGAUUCGAGCACCGCAUGUGCUUUGAAUUUAGAUGUUCUUCUUGAAAAUCCAUCUGAAGAGCAUAAUGUCGAGGUGGAGAUAACAGACGUGAAUGAUAAUACGCCGCAGUUCCCCAGAGACGAGUAUCAAUUGGAGAUCACCGAAUCUGCUUUGCCUGGUUCUCGUUUUCCAGUCGAGCAUGCCCAGGAUCCGGACAUCGGUAGCAAUUCUGUUCGAAUAUACCGGCUCAGUCCAAAUGAGCAUUUUGCUCUCGAUUCCAAUAAACCAUCGCUGAAUAGCAAGCACAUCGAGCUCGUUCUCAAAAAGCCCUUGGACCGCGAGAUCGCCCCUUACCAUCAAUUAAUCCUGACAGCGACAGACGGUGGCACACCAGCACGAACAGGUACCGCAAAAAUUAAUGUUCGCGUCUUAGAUUCAAAUGACAACAACCCAGUAUUUGACAAUUCAGUGUACAAAGUGAAAUUGCUUGAGAAUUCGCCAAAAGACACUUUGGUUAUUAAACUGAAUGCCACGGACCAAGAUGAAGGAACAAACGGGGAGGUGCUUUAUUCAUUCAGCAGUUACACGCCAGACAGGGUCAGACAAAUGUUCAGCAUGGACACCAACACUGGAGAAAUCCGUGUCAAGAGCAAUGUGGACUACGAGGACACCAAUUCCUAUGAAAUGUAUAUCCAGGCCAUGGACAGAGGCCCAGCUCCAGUGGCGGCCCAUUGCAAAGUGGUGGUGGAAGUUGUAGAUGUGAAUGACAACGUUCCAGAAAUUGUGCUUUCCUCUUUAUCCAGUCCCGUACGUGAAGACGCCCGUGCGGACACUGUGGUGGCUCUGAUCAGCGUGACAGACCGUGACUCAGGCCCAAACAAACAGGUGACCCUUGAUAUUCCACCUGGCCUUCCUUUUAAAAUUAAAUCCUUCAGAAAUUAUUACACCUUGGUAACAUCUGCCUUUUUAGACCGUGAGACCAUAGCGGCCUAUAAUGUCACACUUAGUGCCACGGAUGGCGGAACCCCUCCACUUUCUUCCCGAAAGACCAUUCAGGUGGAUGUUGCAGAUGUAAAUGACAACCCUCCACGCUUUGAGCAGACAUCCUACACCGUCUAUGUCCCGGAGAACAAUGCCCCUGGAGCCUCGCUUUGUACCGUCAAGGCUCAGGACUCGGAUGUCAACGAAAAUGCUCGCAUCACCUACACGGUCCUAAAUGACAACAAUCAUGGCAUCCCUGUCACCUCCUAUGUGUCAGUAAAAGCGGACACAGGUGUUGCAUAUGCCCUUCGCUCAUUUGACUAUGAAACAUUACGGGAAUUUCACUUCCAGGUCAAAGCUCAGGAUGGUGGUAUCCCACCACUCAGCCGUGUGGCCACUGUCUAUAUCUACAUCAUGGACCAAAACGACCACCCACCUGAAAUUGUCAAUCCCCCAGCCAAUGGAACGCGCUCAACCGAAACAGUGCAGAAGAGUGCGGAACCAGGUACGCUGAUCACAAAGGUCACGGCCUAUGAUGCAGAUGCAGGACAGAACGCAUGGAUCGUCUACCUGCUGGACCAGGCCAGUGAUCUGGACCUAUUUAAAGUGCACGAGCACACGGGAGAGAUCCGUACUACGCGCCGAGUCCUCGAGGACAACUCCACCUCCUUCAGUCUGACUGUUUUGGUCAAGGAUCACGGUGAACCGCCUCUAUCAUCCACUGCCACCAUCAAUGUUGCCGUCAUGGAAGUACCACCUAAAUUCACCCCAGACCCAAAAAGAAUCAUCCGCCCUCAUAGCACUCUUUUGUUUUCCAACGUGACAUUGUACCUCAUUGUAGCCUUGAGUGCCACCACAUUUGUGUUCUUGGUGACGGUCGUUGUCUUAGCUAUUGUGCGUUGCCAUGCCUACUGCACCCAGCCAGGGUCCUGCUCACCUUGCUGCGUGUCCCAGAAAGGCCAGGCGGAGAGUGGCUCCGGAGGGGGAGGUGGAGGUGGAAGUGGAGGUGCUAAUUCUCAACCCAAUAACAACGUGGUGCUUCGCCGGGACCUUAAGGUGGAACCUCAUUACAUUGAAGUCCGUGGAAAUGGCUCCCUGACCAAAACCUAUUGCUACAAGACCUGUUUGACUGCUACGUCGGGCAGUGACACCUUCAUGUUCUACAACACAGGCCGACCCAUCAGUGGCACCUGGGGCUCAGAAAGAUUUUUUACAGGAGGGAGCGGAUUUGUUCGCAGGCUCAGCAUGCCAGAUGCAGCAGGUCUACAGCCAAAAGGGCCGAAUGCUGACUGGCGUUACUCUGCGUCGCUGAGGGCAGGAGUGCAGAGUUCUGUGCAUAUGGAAGAGGCAUCAGCUGUCAUGCAGGGGGCGCAAGGCAUGCUGGUCCAGAACUGGCCAACGGUGUCCAGUGCUGCAGAUGGAGAGGGAGAGGGACAGCUGUCCCCUCCUGUUGGAGCCGGAAUCAACAGUAACAGCUGGAGUUUCCGCUAUGGUGCCGGCCCUGGUUACGGCCCUCCUCAAGCUCUGAAGCCAGGAGAGAUCCCCCCUGAAGCCUUCAUAAUUCCCGGCUCUCCUGCCAUCAUCUCCAUCCGACAGGACCCAGGUGCCGUAGAUGACAAGGGCGAGUUCAUCACCUUUGGAAAGAAGGAAGAGUCCAAAAAGAAGAAAAAGAAGAAGAAGGAAAAGGAAAAGAAAGACAAGAAGGAUAAAGGAAAAGAUGAUGGAGAUGACUAAUGAAGAACGGGCUACCAACAUAAGAGCUAUCAAGAUAUGUUUGUAGCAAAAGUUGACAGAAAUAUAAAACCAAAUAUAUAUUGAAAAUGUUAAGAGAGGAAAACAUUCUUAUAGUGGUUUUGACCACUCAGCUACCAUAACCACCAUGUCCAACAUGUCCAGUCCUGGCCAGAAGAGGAUGUGUGUAAAUAAUUACAAAAUAAACCUACGAAACAUGUUUCUGUGACUCUGAUUGGCUGUUUCCUAGUACUGACCCUUGAAACUUGUCCAAGAAAGCACUUCAGUCUGCAAAAUGUAAUCCGAUCCCACUCGAAUCUUGUAAAUGACAUUUUCGACCACGAUGAGUCAAGUCCCUCUCCUCUUUUAAAAGGGUUUAACAAAUCUCCAGGUAAACUGGAUAUGAACUCUCAUGCUAUUCAAAGAGUGGCAUUCUCGGACUCUCUUCCUGCCUUUGACUUUCCAAGAGGAAGAACACAUCCUCAUUUGACCCAGUCUCAUGCCUUGAUCUGCUGAAAACAAAGCUUUUUAAAGAAAGAGACAAACAUUUACCUGCAGCUUCAUCAGAGCUAGGUACAAAUGGUGUGUGUAUGUAUUCAAAAGGCUGCUUUCUUACUUAUGUUAAAGCAGAUUUAAAUUAAAUGAUAACUUCAGACAUAUGCAGGAAUGUAGCAGUGUAAUCCACCACACUUGCAUUCGUUCACACACACCGCCCCAACACAAUGGGAAAUCGCCCACGCCCGCUUCUGUCCUGUCCCUAAACUAACGCCUAAACUUCAGAAUAACAGGGCUUUACUUAAUAUAUUUUAUAAAAGCAAGUGUAUCUACGCUUAUACAAUAUAAAAAUCUUGCACAUCUGUGGUUUGUAUAAACACAAACAAUGAUGUGCUUAGAGCUACCCACACAAAACUCUUGAGUACUCCUGAGUUUCUUGCUCUCUGCUGCACAUACUAAGAAAUGCCUGAAUAGGAACUGCAGGCUGUCCAUAUCCUAUACAGCUUAGGUUACCACAAGACCACCUUAGAGUCUGUAAAAUAAUACAAAAUCAUUUCAGGACCCCCCAUUCGUCUUAGUCCAGCUAUGUGUCCUAAUACCCUCUGUUUGUAUGUUAUCUGAUGUUGCCCACCUCCAUGUACCACUGUUUGUGCAUAGUCCCAUGCCAGUACUGCCCCCUGGUGGGUUAUAUAGUACAACAUUACAAAAAGAACCAGAGGUCUCUGUUAAAGCAAGCUUGUGCAGAGCUAAAAUGGUAAUGUCACUCCAAGACUACACUUGUACCGGAAACAUAAGCACACUUACAUGCACAAGUGUUUUGUGCCCCUAUGGCCGUGGAAACACCAUGGACUAUGCAGUCUUGCUUGUGUAGAUGCUAGGAUGUCUAGGUUCAGUAUAUGGUGCUUAUUGGUCUAAAUUGGGAGUGGAUAAGGUUGAGAGGACCACAAUGGUGGCAGUACCAAGUUUUUCUACUGUACAAAGCAAUGGUAAAUCAUAGCUUAACAACAGAGUGUUGAUUUGACUUAUGUAAAUAAUGUGAAUGGUAAAACAUUCAGACAUGCUUCAGUUCCUGUUGCCUCGCCAUACUUUUCCUUAUGUCUAGUAUGUAGAAAUACUGUUCUGUAAAGGAGAAUAUGUUUGCGCUGCUAUGAGACUGUAUCAUCUUAUUACACACACACAGACAUACCCACACAGACACACCUUCAGGUGUGCUUCAGUGCUGUCAGAUCACCAAGUGACUGUUUGCAUGUUAAACGCAGUUAAAUCGAAAUUAUAUAUGUAUAGAUAUAAAAGUUUUUUCAGAAUUAUUUUUUCUCAUUUAUGAUGGAACUGGGGGUGUGUAUCAUCUCUGCUAAAUUAUGUAGACAUAAGUAUUCACUCAGACAUACGCAAACACACACUAAUUUCGUACUGUACAUACAGAGAAACACACAGAGCUUCAAAUAACACACACAGUGUUGGCUCUGUGUCAAAUGACAUGAACAUUUUAGUAUAUGUAAUGCUGUAGUGUAUGGUCUGAUACUCUUUUCUUUUUUACCUUAUACUUUUCGAAUCUAAAAGGAUCUUAUGUUUUGUGCUAGGCUUUGAAAUCAAUAACACUGUAAUGUGAACCAGUUCAUACGUCCCUAUAAAUAUAAACCUCCCCCAUUAAAAAAAGAAAAGAAAAAAAACUACAAAAAGGUCAAAAUGAUAAAACAGAUUAUAAAAAGGGUCUAUGUAUUCUGCUUGUGUGUAGUAAAUAUCAAUUCAUCCAGUGCCAAGGUGGCGCUAUGCUUUUGACUUUGACGGUGCAAAUCUGUUGGACAAAAAUUUUGUACACCUGAUCAUAAGUGUAAUGGUGUUUAUUAUUUUAUAUUACUUUAUGAAAUAUGGUAAUGUGUUUUCUUUAUAAAUCACAAAUAAAGUUUUCUUUCAUAAGUA
This is a messenger RNA of Paramisgurnus dabryanus, 5726 nucleotides long. Its product is annotated as protocadherin alpha-C2-like. Gene Ontology annotation, biological process: homophilic cell-cell adhesion. Gene Ontology annotation, molecular function: calcium ion binding. NCBI's taxonomy places the organism in Eukaryota, Metazoa, Chordata, Actinopteri, Cypriniformes, Cobitidae. The record is from RefSeq and is a predicted model, not a curated record. Gene Ontology annotation, cellular component: plasma membrane.